UUGUUGUUUCACUUUAUGAACGGCUCAUACAAGGUCGCAGUACGUGUGCAGGGAACACGAGCAAGAGGGGGAAGGAGCAGCCGAGCUGUGGCAAAUGAACACAGCUGCACUUUGCGUGCCCGGGCAAGGCGAGCGCAGGGAGACCCCGCCGUCGAGUCCGAGGAGCUGAGCCCUGCGCCCGAGGGAGCAGAUGGGGCGGGCUCCGGGACCGGCUCCGGGACCGGCUCCGGGACCGGCUCCGGAGCCACCGCGGCGCCCGGGAUCGCACCCACCGGCUGCCCGGCGUGCGGCUCCCGCGGGCGGUGCCGCCGCCGCUCCGCCCCCGGGCCCGGGAGGAGCCGGGCAAACCCCGCCCGCCGCGGCCCUAAGAUGGCACCGCCGGCAGCGCGGCUGGCGCGGGUUUCCCGCACCGUCUCCUUCAGCGCCUGCCACCGGCUGCACAGUAAAUCAUUGAGCGAUGAAGAAAACCUGAAGCUGUUUGGGAAAUGCAACAAUCCAAAUGGUCAUGGACACAACUAUAAAGUUAUAGUCACUGUGCGUGGAGAGAUUGACCCAGUCUCAGGAAUGGUUAUAAACCUGACAGACCUGAAAGAAUGCAUGCAGGAGGCGAUCAUGGAACCGCUUGACCACAAAAACCUGGAUAAGGAUGUGCCGUACUUUGCUGAGGUGGUGAGCACCACAGAGAACGUUGCGGUGUUCAUCUGGGAAAACCUCAAGAACCUCCUGCCCGUGGGAACUCUCUAUAAAGUCAAAGUGUAUGAAACAGACCAGAACAUUGUUGUUUAUAAAGGAGAAGAAACCAUCUCUGAGAAAUGAAAUGAACUUCAGCUCAGUUAGCUCUGCUGCAGUGGAUUACUGCAGGCCUGCUCGCUCUGUUUCCUGCGCCUAGACAUUGGUUAUAUGUUGCUUAAGGACAAAUACGGAUGUUUCACAAGAAUUCUUGCAGCAAUCUAGCCAUUCGGGUUCUCAGAAUUUGGUGAUUUGUCUGCUUUUUCUCAAGAUGUUCUUGUUUUGCAAACCCAAACCACCAAGCUGAUGUGAAAUUUACAGUUGUGCCAUGGUAAAUAGAGCGGCUUUCCGGAGAGGAGAUGGCCUGGUAAAAUGUAUGUCCAGUCACAAAAAGCUUUGAUUUUUCUCUAAUUAAACAUUGGAUUAAUUUAUGAUUUUUAAUAA
Molecule: messenger RNA, 1173 nt
Organism: Columba livia (rock pigeon)
Lineage: Eukaryota; Metazoa; Chordata; Aves; Columbiformes; Columbidae
Gene: PTS
Product: 6-pyruvoyltetrahydropterin synthase
Exons: 6
Coding region: 16-816 (266 amino acids)
Biological process (GO): tetrahydrobiopterin biosynthetic process
Cellular component (GO): mitochondrion
Molecular function (GO): 6-pyruvoyltetrahydropterin synthase activity
Source: RefSeq, a predicted model, not a curated record